GCCAGUUACGCUGAAUCUUGUAGCAGUGUUAGUCUACAGAACAAAAUGCAAGAACCGAGUGAAAAUCUAUACUAGGUAAAAUAACCCAUUUUUGGCUAUUUUCAUCAAAAAUUAAAAAGUUUAUCACUCAGUCAAAAUUUAUCCGAGCUACUUCAGGGUAUCAAGAUAUGCUUUAUUUACUGUAUAGUUAAAAAUCGGUUAUUUCAACUAGUAUAGAUUUUUACUCGGAAGAAUAUAAAAGUCCCGAAGCAAAAUGAAACUUUUGUUUAAAGCUCAUUUUGCAGAAGACACUUUGAACUAUCUAUGUAUGGAAAAAAUCGAUAGAUUGCUAUGUAAAAUGUUUGAGUUAGAAACUGGUUUUGCAAAGAACAUCUGAAAAAACGUUUCUGCUUGUAAAACUAUUUAUUAAACUGUCUUCUUUCGACUGCCGAAACCACAAGUCUCUAUCUUUUAAAUUUAUCAUCUUUGAAUAUUCAAAAAGCAACUAGUGGGCUCAUAUUUUGGGAUGGAUAAACGACAUUUAUCGAUAAUGAGUUAGUUUUCAUGAAAGAACAACCUCUGAAUGUUGUAAGAUUUUUUGACAGACGCCUGGCGAAAGUCGUUCUAAUGGAAGUAGCUUAAUUGAUUUUGGGUUUGAUAUGUUUAGAAAACUUUUUAGAUGAACAAAACAUUCCUGAAUGUUCAGCAACACGGGCUUAUUACGCUAGUUUAUUAAAACAAAGUCAAUGCUUAAACAUAAAUGAGUUUCUCGAAUUUGAUGUUAGUGAAGCACCAGCAGAUUUUAUUCAAGAAAUCGAAAACAUCCGACAAGAUGAAACAGCAAGAGAAAUAGACACCGGAAAAAAAUUAGUUCGAGCGUUGAAGGACACCAAAGACAAUACUGAAUAUACACAAAGUUGCUCGGUUCCAAUAUUUUCUGCAACAUUUCAAAAAAAACGACCGGAUAUAUCCAUUUUUCCAGAUGAUGUUCAUGAUGAAUCAAAGUAUUUACCGUUCAAUAUUGUUACCAUAAUUGAAUUAAAGAAAAGAACAAAAGCUCAUCUUGCAUUAGAUCAGAUUGAUGUAGCACAACUAAUGGAAUAUCUUGGUAUGUUGAACUAA
Didymodactylos carnosus is the source of this 1101-nucleotide messenger RNA. The record is from the annotation of a GenBank genome assembly. NCBI's taxonomy places the organism in Eukaryota, Metazoa, Rotifera, Eurotatoria, Philodinida, Philodinidae.